UGAUGUGCAGCGUGAAUAUUUUAAACUUUGGACAUGUUGUCCGAUUUUUCGUUCUGGCAUGUGAUUUCUGCUGAAGUCUAAAGGUCGCACCAAUAGGUGUAACCUUUUAUAGUGUUCAGAAGAUAGGCGCACUGAUUGUUUUUGAGAUUUCUUUACAAGGCGGAAGUUAAUGCAACGCUCAAGGAACGAACAAAAUUUUAAUAUGAUUUUUUGUAACUUUUAUCAACGGCAGCUUGUACUGGUCGUUUUAUAUUUGUAAUAAAAACCGAAUCAAUUGUUAAAUAUGCCACGAGUUCUCUCUGCAAACAUAAAGACCUCGAAUUAUUUUUUUUUCGCAAUGACAGUCGAAAAUUAUUCUAACGAACUGUUCAGCGGUGUUCGCUGAAUUUGCAAUGAAUUUUGAUGACUGGUGGGGCUUCAAAUGCAUUGAACUCUAAACACAAGUCCUGUGGGAAAAUUUUUAUUCAAAUAAGCGAGCGUCCGAGCUGCCAGCGGACACUGUUAAUACUGGUUCAUUGCAGCAGGGUCAUUUUAUUAAGCGCUCAGCAUGUCCGACGGAGUAGUUUUGCAGCAGGGUGAAGGGGUUGAGCAGGUGGACCAAAAUUUCCAACUACGACGAAGUGCCUCCUGGGGAGUGCCACCUGAAAAUCCUGAAGAAGCCGACAUUCCCUCUGAUGACGAGGACAUUAUUGAGGCCAGAGAAAAGCGUCUGGCCAACAAGCCGGCCAACUCAUCCAAAGGCCAGUUGGAUUUGUACAAGGAGGUGAUGCGACGAAGCCUUCAAGAGCCAGAAAAGUUUUGGGCGCAGGUGGCCAGCGAAAUUUACUGGAACAAGCCCUGGGACAAAGUUUUGGACAACUCAAAGGUGCCCUUUACCCACUGGUUUUCUGGUGGAGAGUUAAACGUUUGUUACAACGCCGUCGACCGACACGUCCUGGCAGGCAGGGGCGAUAAAGUCGCCCUGAUCCACGACAGUCCAGUCACUAACUCACUGCGACAUGUCACCUACAGAGAGCUGCAGCAGCAGGUCAGUCUUCUUGCUGGAGCCUUGCUCAACCUUGACGUUGUCAAAGGGGACCGAGUUCUCAUUUACAUGCCAAUGAUCCCAGAAGCGAUUAUUGCUAUGCUGGCUUCCGCCAGAAUCGGAGCUAUCCACUCAGUUGUUUUUGGAGGGUUUGCGGCGAGGGAGCUGUGCGCGCGUCUGGAGCACUGUCGGCCAAAGGUUGUGAUCCUGGCAAACUGCGGUGUGGAGCCAUCCAGGGUGGUGCCAUACAGGGCCAUCCUGCACCAGGCACUGGCAAUGUGCCGCUCCUCGCUGCUGGAGCCGCCGCCGGGCGAGGGGCUCACCUGCCUGCUGUACCAGCGGCCAGGAGUGCUCUGCCCCACUACACCAACCGCCCUGCUGCCCCCGGGAGUCAGAAUCGUGGCCUGGGAGGCCGCCCUCGCCAGGGCUGAGCCAGCGCCUUGCCUGCCUGUUGAGUCCUCGCAUCCCUUGUACAUUCUCUACACUUCAGGCACUACGGCACAUCCCAAGGGUGUUCUUCGCCCAUCAGGUGGCCACGCCGCUGUCCUCGGCUGGACAAUGAGAACAAUCUACGGCAUGGGAUCAGACGAAGUGUGGUGGGCCGCGUCUGAUAUGGGUUGGGUCGUGGGACACUCCUACAGCUGCUACGCACCGCUGAUAAACGGAAACACAUCUCUCAUGUACGAGGGAAAGCCAGACAGGACGCCAGACGCAGGGCAGUACUUCAGACUGAUUGAGCGGCACAGAGUCAGCGCCCUUUUUACCGCGCCAACAGCUCUUCGUAUUAUUAAACGAGAGGAUGCUGGGAUUGUCCUUGGAAGAAAACAUAAUGUUAACUCUCUCAAGUACUUGUUUGUCGCUGGUGAGCAUUGUGACUCUGGGACCAGACUAUGGGCCGAAAAGGCUUUCAAGGUGCCAGUUUUGAACCACUGGUGGCAGACAGAAACUGGGCACGCCAUCACGGCCACUGCUGUUGGUUUGGGCCAUUCCUUGAAACCCCCAGAAUUCAGCACUGGAAUGCCAUUUGCAGGUUUUGAUGUUCGCGUUUUGAGGGAGGAUGGGAGCGAAGCUGACCGUGGAGAACUGGGAAGGAUCGCUUGUAAGCUGCCUUUGCCGCCAGGUGUGAUGAGCACCCUGUACGAGGCUAAUGGCAGGUUCAAGACUACCUACUUUGGCAAAUACGAGGGUUUCUAUGACACAAUGGACGCCGGUUACAUUGACGAAGACGGCUACGUGUACGUCACGGCGAGGGAUGACGACAUUAUCAACGUGGCUGGACACCGGCUGUCGACGAACGCUAUCGAGGACGUGGUGAUGACCCACUCCUGCGUGGUGGAUGCUGCGGUGGUCGGCGUUCCAGACCCCACUAAGGGUCAAACUCCUCUUUGCCUCUAUGUAAUGGCGCCAGGAAAUUGUUCAUCAGAAGAAGGCCUAAACCAAGAGCUUUUCCAACUCGUGAGAGAGAUGAUCGGCCCGAUUGCUGCAUUCAACAAGGCCGUGGCGGUGCAGGCCAUUCCCCGGACUCGCUCAGGCAAAAUUCCUCGCAAUUCGAUAGCCCAGUUGGCCUCAUCAAAACUUACCAAGAUUCCAAGCACCGUGGAAGAUCCAAAUGUUUAUUUUGAGUUAGCAACCACUUUGCAGAGAAUCGGUUUGGCAAAUAACGCAAAACUGCGGUGAACGCCUUUUAUUAACGUGAUAGCAAAGAAUAUUAUGUAGUAUUUUUUAAAUUCAAUUUUUUACAAUAUAUUGUUUGAUUGAUAAAUAUUAUAUAACUGCAUGUAACUUGUUAAUAUCUCUGAACAAAUUGUGGGUUAAAUAAUAAUAAAAAUCAUUUUAUUGGAAAAUUAAA
Cloeon dipterum is the source of this 2873-nucleotide messenger RNA. Its product is annotated as acyl-CoA synthetase short-chain family member 3, mitochondrial. Gene Ontology annotation, cellular component: mitochondrial matrix. Lineage: Eukaryota; Metazoa; Arthropoda; Insecta; Ephemeroptera; Baetidae. The coding region runs from base 548 to 2701 and encodes 717 amino acids. The transcript is spliced from 13 exons. The record is from RefSeq and is a predicted model, not a curated record. Gene Ontology annotation, molecular function: propionate-CoA ligase activity.